This is a messenger RNA of Vespa crabro (European hornet), 2377 nucleotides long. Its product is annotated as DNA repair protein XRCC4-like. Lineage: Eukaryota; Metazoa; Arthropoda; Insecta; Hymenoptera; Vespidae. Gene Ontology annotation, molecular function: DNA binding. Gene Ontology annotation, biological process: DNA recombination; response to X-ray; positive regulation of ligase activity. The record is from RefSeq and is a predicted model, not a curated record. The coding region runs from base 1246 to 2235 and encodes 329 amino acids. Gene Ontology annotation, cellular component: nucleus; DNA ligase IV complex; DNA-dependent protein kinase-DNA ligase 4 complex. The transcript is spliced from 2 exons.
UUUCGAUAAGAAAUAUCUAUAUAUUCAAGCGUAAUUCUUCUAGAUUUGCGGCAUCGCAUUUUUAUUUCGAUUGUAUUCUAUGUUAAAAGAGAUAAGAAAUUAUAACGCUUACGAGUUUAAUAAUUAAGCGUUUAACGCUACGUACCAUCGAUUUGGAUGCGGAACUAAACGCGCAAACAUUGCAUCAUCAUAUUCCAGAACUCUUAGAGAAUUUACCUUUCAAUGAUAUAUAAAACCGUUUCUAUGUCACUUUUUCAAUUAAAAAGUCGAGACAAAAAGAAAACCUUCAUGCUUGGAAGUGACAUUGAUCUGAAAUUCCGUGGAAAGAAAUUUCGAAUAACGAUUGGGUUUCUACAUUCUACGUUUUUUUCAAUCUUGCGUGGAAACAAAUUUUCGAAUUUAAUUUUAUUUAUUUAUAUAACAACUUGAACGAGCUAAUUAUAAUUUUUUCUUAUUUAUACUGUAAUUCAAUAGUAUACGGUAUAUAAGAAUAAUUUCUUAAUUUAAUUAAAUCGAAUUUAUACAUCUCUAUGAUAUAAUUUUGAAAAGUUCGCUGUCUGCUUUCGAUCGAGAUUAUCGAUACUUGAAAUACCAUCUAGUAUCAAAUAAUUCGAAUUAAUAUUGUAAAUGCAUUUCUGAUAACUGAUCGAUUUUGACGAAUUGCUGGAGUGAUAUUUCAGUGAUCUGUAAUUUUUAAUAUAUGUGUUGUAUCAUUUAAAAAAAAAAUAUUUAAUGUUAAAAAUUAAUCGGAGUGAUAAAGUUUUUCAACAAUUUUAUUAAGAAUUAAAAGAUUAUUAUCAAGGAUAAAAAUGUAUAAUUGCAGCAAUGAAUAGUUAAUGAACCAAUAGUCCUCACCUUAAUAGUUAGAUGUCACUGUGAUCAAGAGAAGACAUUUUUACUGAUAAAACCAAUUCUCAUUCUGAUAUAUUCUUAGAAAUUGCUCCAAAAUUAUCAAUGAUAGUGAUUUUAUUUUUAUUUUUAAUGAACCGAUUUACAACUUCGUUUAAAGAAUCGAUUCAUUAAAAAAUCGUAUUCAAAAGAUUGUAUCUAACGAGAAUUAAUUCAUCAUCGAGAAUAAUUUAUAAUACAGUUUUUAAUACUUUAUCUAUUGCAAAAAAAAAAGAUUUUUAAAUGAGAAAUGACAUUUAAAUAAAUUUAGUGAUCUAACCUAGAAAUGACUAUUUGUGGAAAUAUUAUAUAUAUAUAUAUAAAGUUUAUUAAUACUUACUAUACAUAUCAUUUGGAAUGUCAGAUGUAACUAUUGUUCAAAUAUUAAAUGAAAUUGAUCAGAUACAGUAUAUCUUAUAUACCGAAUGGAAAAGUACAUGUUUUAAGAUCAUGUUAUUUAAAUCGUCUGCAGUUCCAUUAACGGGAGAGAUGCCUGAAAAUGAUAUAAAUUAUUAUUCGCAAGAACAUUCAAAGUCAUUUAAUGAAUAUUUGAAAGAAACCAAAGAUAUUUUUUCUGGUAAGAAUACAGAUAUACAAUAUUUCUUUCAAGAUAAUAAAUUUGAAUGGAGAAGAAAUAAACGAUGGAUUUUAGGAAAAAUUACUAUAUUUCCCAUUUCCAAUAUUGCUCUUAUAUCUGAAAUUUUAUAUGAUAUAUUGAAACAACAACAACAUUUACAAAAAGUAAUUUCAGAAUUAAGAAAAGAAAAUGAUUUAUUGACAGAUAACAAUAAAGAAUUAAGCGUUAAUAUAGAGGAAAUGAUCGAAAUGAAAACUAAUAUGGAAAAGGAAUUAUAUAAAAAAUUUAUCUUAAUUUUAAAUGCAAAAAAGAAAAAAAUUAGGGAAUUAGAAGAUAGUUUGAAAAAUACAAAAUAUGGACAAAAGUCAAUAUUUGAUGUAUCUACAGAUCAGAGUGAAGAUUCAGAUACGGACGAUGAAAGUACAAAAAAUAUUGAAUUACACGUAGAAAAACCAAUUUCUUAUAGAUGCAUGAAUAAAAAUAAGGGUUCAGAUAAAAAAAGUAAAAAAUCUUUUUAUGUUCCUCACAAAGGAAGUAAACUUAAUAGUAGAAGUAUUGUAAAUGAAAUGGAAGCAACGACUAGUAGAACAACUGAAAAACAAAAUUAUUUUGAUAGCAUUCGAAAUGAGAAAAUGAAAUCUGUAUCUACAACAUCAUCAAAGUCAAGUAACGAUAGCGAAGAUGAAUUUGAAUUACGAUUGUCAGAGACAUGUACUGACAAACAUAAUUUAGAUUUUACAGAAGAAUUAGAAGAAGAAUUAUUUUCUUAAUAAAAAUUUUUAGUAUUAUACAUAUUAUAUAGUACAUAUACUAUUCAUAAUUUAUGUACAAAGAAUGUGCAAUUUAUUUAAUAUCUUUUAUUUAUGAAAUAAUAUUGAUGAAAUCAAUAAUAAAUUUAGUAUAUAAUAUAUC